This is a messenger RNA of Rotaria sp. Silwood1, 360 nucleotides long. The record is from the annotation of a GenBank genome assembly. Lineage: Eukaryota; Metazoa; Rotifera; Eurotatoria; Philodinida; Philodinidae.
ACAAGUCCUGGAUCAAGAUAUCCACCAUCUUCAUCACAAGUUGUUCGUAAUGGAGCUGCUGGCUCAGCUGUUGGUUAUGCUUCACCACAAACUCAAUCAGCAUUUUCUGCUUAUCUCAAUUAUAUGACCCCAUCAUCAGCUGCUGCUGCAGCUGCAGCAUCAGCUUCAUAUGCCAAUCAAAUGCCACGUGUACGUGGACCAUCACAAAUGCCAAAUUAUUUGAAUCCAUUAUCAUUUUUACCUCAACCAAUAGUUGAUCCAAAUCAACAACAAGCAAAUGUUUAUUCUCAUCAUCAAAUGUUAAUGUCAUCAAAAAAUGGCUCAAUAAUGAAUGGAUAUCCAUUACAAUCUCAACAGUAG